Hevea brasiliensis (rubber tree) is the source of this 845-nucleotide messenger RNA. RefSeq names its product translationally-controlled tumor protein homolog. Bases 137 to 643 code for a protein of 168 amino acids. The record is from RefSeq and is a predicted model, not a curated record. Gene Ontology annotation, molecular function: calcium ion binding. Lineage: Eukaryota; Viridiplantae; Streptophyta; Magnoliopsida; Malpighiales; Euphorbiaceae. The transcript is spliced from 5 exons. Gene Ontology annotation, cellular component: cytoplasm.
AUAUUAAUCGCCUCCAUUCGCAAACUCACCUCUCGCGCUCUCUUUUUUUCCCCCUCUUUUUCUCGAUUAAUUGCGUUUCUUUUUUGUUAAUUAGCCAAUUAAGUUAUUUUACAGAGCAAGUGUAAAAUUUGUAAUAAUGCUCGUUUAUCAGGAUCUUCUCACAGGCGAUGAGCUUCUCUCGGACUCAUUCCCAUAUAAGGAAAUCGAGAACGGGAUGUUAUGGGAAGUUGAGGGAAAGUGGGUUGUUCAGGGAGCAAUUGAUGUAGACAUUGGUGCGAACCCUUCUGCAGAAGGUGGAGAAGAAGAUGAAGGUGUUGAUGACCAAGCUGUCAAGGUUGUCGAUAUUGUUGACACAUUCAGGCUUCAGGAGCAACCUGGUUUUGACAAGAAGCAGUUUGUUACCUACAUGAAGAGGUACAUCAAAUUGCUGACACCCAAAUUGGAGCCAGAGAAGCAAGAGUUGUUCAAGAAGCACAUUGAAGGAGCUACCAAGUUCCUGCUUUCAAAGCUCAUUGACCUCCAAUUCUUUGUGGGCGAGAGCAUGCAUGAUGAUGGCAGCCUUGUAUUUGCAUACUACAAGGAAGGAGCUACUGAUCCAACCUUUCUGUACCUUUCAUAUGGGCUCAAAGAAUUCAAGUGUUGAGAAGGGAGUGUCACAUUGUAGCUGCCUUGAAUUGGAUGUGCUAUCUGGUACUAUGAGAGAGAUUUAGCAUAUUCUGUUCAGAUUUUAUAAUGCCUUCAGGGGUAAUAGUUUGUAGUGUGUUUUGGGUUUUUAGAGUAAUGAGCCCUAUAUGCUUUGACUAAGCUGAGAAAUAAAGUCAUUAUUAUGCUUUGCUCUGGAAAAA